UUUAGUAGCCAUGGCAGCUAACAAACUUUAUACCAUUUAUUUUUCUUGUUUUCCCUCUUUUCUAUAUUGACAAUGAAGAUUGUUCUAAGGAUAGUUAUGGAAACGGAAAAAAAGUCACAUAUGAUUAUUGAUCUUUAAAACCUAAUGUAUACUCACCCCUCUCUCCCCGACGACGGGAGCUUCCAGCAUCUCCCUUCCCUCCUUGGCAACAAGGGACAGUCACCCUCCCUCCCUCCUCAUCCAUCUUUCUCUCUUUCCCUACCUCUCACAUCCCUCCUCCCCUCCCCCAUCCAUCCAUCCAUCCAUCCAUCUCUCACACACUCUCUCUCUCUCCAUCUUUCACACACACCAGCCGAUUUGCAGCGUCGAGGAUGAGUCAGUGAAGGAUUCCACCGCUUUGCCAGUUCCUCUCCCUUCAUAACGAUGCUAGAUUUCAGAUCUAGUUUUUCGUAUUGGUAUGUUUUUCGUAUUGGUAUUGUUUAUUUCAUAUUGGUAGUAUUUUCUGCAUUGAUAUUGGUUUUUUCGCAUUGGUAUUGAUUAUGAUGCAAUGGUAUUGCAGUUUUGGUAUUAUGUUGUCGUAUUGGUAUUGAUUCUCAUGUAUUGCUAUUGGUUAAAUGUGCAAUGAUAUUGGUUAAUAAGUGGUAAAUGUUGUGCUAAUGAUAGUGUUUUUAUAUUUUGGUAGUAUUUGUCUUAAUGAAUUGUGGCCUUCUUGUUUUUAUUAUUGCAGCAGUUUUAGUUUGGUUGAAAAAUAUGUGAUUAUGGUUGGGGAAAAGAAAAAUAACAAGCGGAUUUGUAAGUUUGAAUCCUUAUACUGGAACCUACUCGUGUUUUGAGCUCAUUUUCUUGGUAGUAGUUCAGGAAUGAAAGCGGCUGGUAUAAUAUUGCAUUCCAAGGUAACAGAAAGUGUUCAAGACAAGAUAAGGCAAGAAAAAGAAGCAAAAAGAGUAUUCACACGAAAGGAUUCAGAUGUUGUAGUUCAAAUUGUAUUUCGAGCAAGCAUGAUUGGUGUCACAAAAAAUGAUUAUUGAUAUAUUUUAUUUGGUAUCAAGGCAUGACACUGAUGUCUUAGUUAAAAGAUUCUUCUAUGGUUGUAUGAUUCCUUUUAAUGUGGCUAGGUCUCCAUUUUUCUAUGAAAUUGUGAGAAAUAAAUGAAGGACCGAAAGGUUAUAAGCAUCCAAGUGCUGAAAAGAUAAGAAUCAACUUGUUUGAUAAAGAGAAGUCUAAAGUGGAUCAUGCUUUAACGGGAAUUCGAGAUCAAUGGUCUUUGUUUGGUGUUUCAAUUGUAUCUGAUGGUUGGAGUAAUGUGAAGAAUAAACCUUCGAUACAUGUUUUGGCUAUUUCAGGGGGUAGAGUUGUAUUUCUUGAAGGCAUUGAUUGUUCUGGUGAUGAAAAAACAGGACUUUGCAUUGCUGGAAUUUUGCUGAAAGCUAUCUAGCAAGUUGGAAUCUAUAAUGUUGUACAAGUGCUCACAAAUAACACUUCAGCUUGCAAGUGUGCAGGGGAAAUCAUCAUGCAUAGACAUUCUCAUAUUUUAUGUUCAGAUUGUUUAGCUUGCACCUUAAGUAUUUUGAUGAAAGAUGUUUCUUCUUCUCAUUAUCCUUCUUUAAGGUUUGUGGGGUUUUUUAUAAGUAAAUCAAAGGGUUAGUGACGUACAUAAGAAACUAUAGCAUGAUGCUACAUAUUUUCAGAAAGUUUUCAGCUCUAGAGGUGAUUCAAGUUAAGAAGACAAGAUUCAGACAUCAAUAUGUUGUGUUAGAAUGGUUAGCCAAGCUGAAAAAUCACUUGAUUGCAAUGGUAUUAAGUGAUGAGUGGGAAGCAUGGUGCAACCUCUUCAAAUUUAAGUAACGAAGAAGUGAAUAUGGCUAUUUUAGAUGGUGACUUUUGGGAGAAGCUGAAAUUUGUUUUUAGUUUCACAAGGCCCAUUUGGAAAAUGAUUCUCUUUUGUAAUUCUAACAAAGCUAUUAUCGGUGUGAAGUUUAUCAAGAAAGGAAGACAUGUUGACCUUUAUUCAACUUGCUUUGGUUGACCAUUUGGAUUGGAAGGAUAUCAUUGAACUCUUGUCCAGGAUAGAUGGAGAAAGAUGAAUGCCCCUUUGCAUUUGUUGGCUAUGUCCUUACUCCUUUCUCUUUUUCCAACAAAUGGUUGAUGAGUUCUAACGCAAAGGGAGAGAAGCCAAUAAAGCCUUAUGCUGAUCUUGAAAUUUGGAAGGUAUACCUUGAUGUGGUUGAUCAUAUAGUUGUAUAUUCAGUUAAGGCAACUCAAGCUCGAGUUCAACUUAGUGGCUUUGUUUGCAACACAGGUGUCAUUACUCACCAAAUUAAUUUAUUGCAUUCAACUAUUAGAAAAUUAAUUAAGCUAGUGAAUAUUGAUUGUCUUUUGCAUGAUUAGUGUGGUUGGUAUGAUACAUAACAAAUCUUGGCCAUUUUAUUAUCUUUUCUUGUUUGUAUCUUUGGUUCCAUUUACCACAUGAACUUUGAUCCUAUUAUAGUUUUUCUCAAUGCUUAUUCUUAUCACUUUUUUAAAUUAUCAAUUGUUUUCUUGUCUUUAUAAGUUUUGUUUUUCUCUGCUAAUUUUAGUGGGUUAUGAGAUCCAUGAUUCGUUUGAAAUAACCUAAAACAAUUUGAUAUAAUGAGUUUGUUUUCUUUGUGUAGUUGUGUUCAUAUAUAUAUAUAUGGCGAGUUCUACGGUACCCUGGGUGAAAUCUGGGGUACCGCAUACCUUGAGUAUGAAAACACUAUCUAGACCUUGAAUUGACCGAUCUUUCGGACAUGAUACUAUACUCUAACACUUAAAGAUCAAAAUCUAGGUGUUAACUCUCCCAAUCUUAUACUCCAAGAUCAAUUUAAUUAGAAACAAUAAUCGACGGUUAUGAUUCAUCCAAAUAUAGGCACAAAAAGGAAUGCACCAUCUUAGGGUUUAUAGAUUAUGAUUUAGAUAAUUAUGACCUACGGUUCACUCAUUAAGAGUUAAGGGUAUAAUAUCAGACACAAAAAUCCUGGUAAUUCAAGGUCUAGAUAGAGUUUACAUACUCGAGGUAUGCGGUACCCCGGAUUUCACCCGGGGUACCAUAGAAGCCACCAUAUAUAUAUAUAUAUAUUAAUGUAAUUAUAAUGCUAUUGAUUUAGGUAUAUUUGGUCGUCCACAAGCAAUAUUCGAUAGAGAAAUAUUCUGUUGUCAAAUGGUGGAACUUACAUGGUGCAGCAGCUCCUGAGUUAUAUGGUUUGGCUUUAAGGGUGUUAUCACAGAGUGUUAAUACCUCUUGUACCCAAUGUAGUCAAAAUCGGGAUUUUAAGUAAAAUCGAAAACAUCAUCAUCCUCACCCUCACUCUCACUCUAACUCUCAUCCUUGUCUAUUUGCUUAAGGACUAAUAUAAUUACUCUUAAGAUCACUUGAAAUACUUUCACCAUUAACCAUAUUUCCUUGAUCACAACGAUAACUCAUUGAUUGGUGCAUUCCCUUCUUAAUUGAUAAAAGGUUGGGGAUAGUGCUGCUGAAGGAUUGAGAGAUGAACGAAAGAUUGCAAUGGAAUGGAGAUUUGCAUUUUUGUGACGGUGGUGGGAAAAACCUACAAGCUAAUUGGGAGAGUGGAAGAUAUCGUAAAAGGAAGGAGUUGGGCGUCGACGUGCGAAAGAGGAAGAUACGAGGAAGAGAAUGAAAAUAAAUUGAGUGUUGUCUAUUGGGUUAGGGUUGCGUUGUUCAUUAUGUUGGGUCGUGAGAAGUAAACUUGACUUGGUUUAUGGACAGAACCGAACUUGACAAGCCUCAUUUUGCUCCAAUUGAUGUGAACCUUGAAAUCGUACAAAAUCGUAUAAAUCGUAGAUUUUAAGGAUUUUAGAGUUUUAAAUCGGGAUUUUAUGGGAUUUUAAGGUUCAAAGAUUUUACAAUAAAAUCAUGAUCGGAACCCAAAGGUAAGAUUGUAAAAUCAUAAGAUUUUAAGAUUAAAAUCGGGAUUUUGACUACAUUGCUUGUACCGAAAUGGUUUUUAGCACAUAUAGUUUCAUCCAUAGUGUGAAAAUGAAUCAUAUGAAUUCUAAUCGUGUGAAUCAUUGGUAUAUGCUCACUAUAAUCGCCGUUCGUUGACACAUUACAGGGAAGAUUAUGUGAAAUUACAAGGAUUGAGAUUCUUAUAUGGAGGAUGAUAUGAUAGACCUUGACACACAACAACUUGAGGAUAAAGACUUUUCCGUGCGUCUUGAAGAAGACUCUGCCGGCCCAACUUCAAGUGUACUAAUUCCACCUCAAGCUACUUAAGAAAGUGGAAGGGAACAGAAAAGAAGUAGAAAUGUGUGAUGUCAUGUUUAUUUUGUAAAGUUUGUAACAGUUGACCAAAGGAUAUUGUUUGCUGAUAGUGGUAAACACUUUUGUAUAUGUAGCAUUAGCAAGCACAUUAUUAAGAAGUAUCUUUCUAUAUAUAGUAGGCUUAGGGAUGUUUAGGUGAUUAUAGAAAUUAGAAAGUAAGGUUUGUAACAGUUGACCAAAGGGUUAUUGCUUGCACAUAGUUGUCAACUCUUUUAUAUAACAAUUAGCAAGCACAUUAAAAAGUAUCUUUGUAUAUCUAGUUAGCUUAGGGAUAUUUUAGGUCAUUAUAUAACAUAAUAAUUCUCUUAAAAUGAAGCAGCACAUGCCAUAUAUAAUGAAAUCCCUUUUGACAUUCCCCAGUUUAAUCGGAUCCUUUGUAUUACUAAAAAGGCCGCAGUUGAAAAUGCAACAAAGAUAGAGGCAUAUCAUUAUGAGAACCACUCAACACAUCCCACAUAACUACUGAAAGUGCACUAUUAGAGACUAUCUAUAAUAUCUGUAGACACCACAUUUUGUCCGGGCACACACUACACUUAAAAUUCGAAAGGAGAAAAUCGAUAUUGAUAAAUCAAACAAAAACUUCAAAAUAAUCGAUUGAGAUUGCAGUGGCAAGUCAAUUACUUCCAAGUUCACUUAAUGUAAUUCUAAUAUCAAUUUGGUUGAAACUAGCAUCAAUUUGGUUGAAACUAGCAGUGACGAGUCGGUAAACAUUAGUAAUCACCGAGUUGUUUAGGCUACUAAGAUUGGAUUUUUUAAGAUUAGCAGUAGCAAAUCUUAACAUCAAUUCCAUGUUGAUCUAUAAGUUUGCUUUGGAUUUGGGAAUGGUAGAUGAAUUUUGCGAAAUUGAAUUAAGGCAAAGACUUCAUUAUCAGAUUUACAUUGUACAUAGUAGCAAUGACACCAUAGUAAAGGAUUAAAACUAAUCACAAUAAACUAAUUACAAUAACAACGCUAAACAGAUUCGGUCAACAAAUUGAAGUCAUUGCCCUCCUACUUUGAGCCCAAACGAAUUGUUUACCUGCAAAAAUGAAAAAAAGAGGAAAACAGAUUAGUUUCAGCCCAAAUUAAAAUCAUGAACCUAAUUCAGACCCAUGACUUUUGGCCCAUACUUGGUCAACAUGACCUAACCGAGUCAAAAGGCCCAAUCACAGAGUCAACUUCGGUCAACUCAGGUCAAUGUACCUUAUCCCAUCCCAAAGGACUAGCCAUCAUUACUGCCAUUUCUUGAAAGGAGUAAAACGGCCACCCCCUCCCUGGAAACCAACCGAAAACUAACAGCAGAAGUGACAGCUGCCUCUUCAAAAUGUGGCAGGCGGCCACCCCCUUGAAAACCAAUGUAAAACUAACACCAAUCCAUCCAUGAACUAAAAACUGCCACCAAUCCUAAAUGAACAGUGAAAAACAGAUAUAAAUAGAAGCUUUACCACAAAGUUCAGGGAGGAGGAUUGGCGGGGAAAAGAAAGAAAACUACAUUACAGAAGUACACAAACAGUUUGAGCUCAUUUUUUUCUUUACAUCCGUCUUUUACACAAAAGUGACGCAGAAAUUUGUGAAAUUAAGCAAAAGAAGGCCAUUCUUAAGCUAAGAAACUCCAACCAGGUUAGUGCUCUAACUCUUUCAUCCUUUUGAUAAGAUCUGAUCUCAUUUUUGUUUUCGUCAAAUUCAUGCUCAAUCAUUGUACAUUCUUAAUCGUCUAUCUACUUGCCCAUUUAUACUCGAUUUUCAUACUUUGCAAACUACUUAACAUUUAAGCACUCUAUUUAUUUACUUAAUACAAGAUUUGCGCUUAGCAAUUCAACUCUGGCAUUAAGAUUCUUUCAAUUGAGCAUUUACUUACUUUUCUCAUCAAUUGAUAGACUACUUUAUAGCAUGCCACGUUGUAAAUUUCCUAUCUAGCAAAUAGUUGAUGAAUACUUUAUUAUCAUGUGUAAAUGAAUGAAAAUAUUCGAGUAGAGUUCAAAUAGACAAAGGUCUAUAGAAAGAAGAAAAACAACUCUUCCCUAGGAUUGCGAUCACCCCAGAUCUAGAUCCAAAUCCAGCAAAAAUCAACCAAACACAAUUAAACUUCAUAUUUCAAACUCCAUUUUGGCAAAAUCACAAGCAGAGGCAGUGACUUUUAGUUGCCAAAAUUAUCAAUUUAGAGCAUGUUAAUUACUUCCCAGUUAUUGAAAAUUCUCUUUUUCUUCUUUUUCAUUUGUAGAAAAAUCUAGCAUCCAAAACCAUCCACCAAGCAACUAAGCAUAAAAAUUUCGAGAUCACCAAACACCAAAAUUAUCAAAACUCAUACAUAACUAUUUUUAUUGAAAACCCAGAUCUGCAAUCAGAUUCCAAAACCCCAAUGAUAACCUUUUUUGUUCAAGUUGCCAAAUCACACUACGCUUGAGUUUAGAAACCUUACCCAGACCUGUCAAUUUCAAAACCUGCGCAGAGACCAGAAUCGAUUAAACCCAAUACCAGUCAAGAAAAUAAAAAAAAUUAAUAGAAGUAAUCCUCACCUGCCGCCACCACCCACUACCGGCGUUGGCAUCUUCGUCUCCGACGAUAUCCCGCCGUCGGUUUCCCUAACCAAAACACAAUGCAAAACAUCAGAAGCUGUUUUGAACCAAAAAAAAAAACACAAAAGGUAACAUGCAUGUGAAAGAGAGGCUUACCAGAGGGUAAGAUCGUCUCACCGUCGCCGUUGUUCCAACUAGGAAGUGUAAAGGAGGAGAAAUUGAGUGGCUCCUCUGUUUUGGGCCGACUCCUCAGGAAAUCAAUAAUAAAAUAACAUAUUAGACUUCCGAAACCCUAUAAUCAUAUUUGAAAAUAGGAGGAAAAAAAGAAACAAACCUUAUAGCUCGAUUCUUUUCGUCGCCGGCGGUACAUGUCGCCUUUGUCGCCGGCGAUUUACGCCCCCGGUGACCUUUGACUCAAUUUCACCAGCCCAGAACCAAAAAAAAUCAAAAUGGAAGGUUAGAACUCUAGAAUACCCAUUAAAUCGAAAACGAUAAAAAAAAUAGACAUGCAAGGGUAGAAAUUGCUUACCGACGACGCGAGGGCUUUCCAGAUCAUCUUUUUUUUUUUUUUCUUUUCUCUUCAAAAGGUUCUUUCUCGAGUUCCAUUAGAGAGAGACGAGGGUGAGAAGUUGAACCUUUGCUCGUUUUGAGUUUCUCAUCGGGUUUACAGAUGAGAAGGGAAGAAGAAGGUGGCUGUGGUCGUUGACGAAGGGAGAAGGGUUUCGGUGCUUUGGAAGAGGGAGUUGAGGUGUAGAGAGGCGGCUAGGUUUGAUUUGUUUCUGGAAGAGGAAGAGAGAAGUGGAAGAAUCGAGAGAACAGGAGAGAGAGGAAGAGGGCGGCCGCCGCUGGCCUUAGAAUACGAUUAGGGUUUUUUUUUGUCUCAGGAGAUGAUUUUAUACUCAUCUGUAAAUGUCGAUUAUGCCCCUAGGGUUUAUUGUUAAUUACGCGGCCGUGCCACCGUCUUUUUGAGAACUUACCAAAUUGCCCUUCCCCCUUCUCUGCUCUAAAACGAGAUAAACAAAAAAAUUUGUAGUUAGCGCGUUUCGAACCCUUGUUCCCUCGGUCAAACGCGAAUUUGGUCUGGCGUUUUAGCCAGUUGGGCUGCUGGCCCUCAUGCAUCAAUAUUAUAAUCCCGUAUACUUUUAUUCAUUUAAAAUCCUUAAUACGAAAUGUAGAAUUGCGGAUUAAGUAUAUCUCGUUUCUUUUCUAAUACAUCAAAACUCCUCUUAAUAAUUGAAAUUAUUACAUUAUCUUUUUAUAAUUUCAUAAUACCAACCUAAAUUUUACUAACAAUAAAUUUUGAUACGAGAACCACGAUCAGUGGAAUGUGGUAAUAACUUUACUUAAAAUAUUCAAGGUCCUAAUGAACUACGUGGACUUUGAUCCCGUCUAACGGGUACGUAGGCAACCGGUAAGGUUCGAGUCCAACUAACCAAUUAAUUAUAUCUUUUACGUCAGUGGACGUAUAAUUUAAUUACAACUAACACGAUUUAGUUUCUUCAAUGGUCCAGUGGGACCCUCAAAUUACAAAAUCAUUACUAAAAUACACCCAACUCGCAUAAAAACUUAUCGACUUAAGUAGUACCGAUUUAGGGCAUUGUGGGGGUGUUGCUUAACUUCCCCAUACGUAACCGUACUCCCGAACCCAGAACUUCAUUUUCGCAGACCAUAUCUCGGUUCUGACCCUAAGGUUAGAGCCGAUCCCAAGAGUGUUCGAUCCACUCCAACUAAGAUCGAUGGCGACUCCCAAAAAUGCCGACGCGACGACAUACGGACCCCCCGGACGGGAUGGUUGCGACAGUUGGCGACUCCGCUGGGGACUUCGAGAGUCGAGCUACAUAACUAAGUUCGAUAAGUUUUCUAAUUUUCUAUUACGUGUUGGGUGUUUACUUUCUUAUUUGCGCAAUUAUGUUUUCGCAAUUUAAUUCUGCAUUCAUGCAUAAAAGCUCUAUACCCGAGCUAUCCUAUUAGAAACGGAAAAGGAGUACCGUGACUUUCACAGUGGUGGUAGUCACGCAAAACUUUCCAACCAAGUUGAACUCAGAUCCGAGGAUGAUCUUGAGGUAUCCAACCAGUUCGUAAGGGCUAUGGUAGGAUACAACUUGGGAGCCAAAUCCUUAGGAAUUCCUCUGCCAGCAUAUAGUAAGCAUCGAGGCCUCCCUAAACCGUCCAAAAUAAUCCCGAAACAACCCUAGAACCGCGUCAUUAUGCCCUCUGAAAGCCCUAAGUUUUUCCCAAAUAGGGUUAUGUUCUUAUUAUCUAUAUGUAUGUUUUCUACUGACGUGAUAAUUUGUGGUAUGUUUUACCAAUCGCGAUAUAUUUAUUUGUGAGAACAAUGUGAAUUUUUCUUUUCUUCUUUUUAAAAAAAAAGAAACUCAUAAGCAUCAUUUUGGGUUUACGCUUAUGCAUUCAAAAUAAAUCAUGUGGACAUUUUCAAAAUGCACGUGCAUCCAAUGAAUCAUCUGUGCAUCUGUGCAUCGCAUAAGCAUCAUACAUACUCUCCAUCGUUCAUUCAAGUCAAUUUAAUAAAAGUAAUUGGUCAGGGUUCCUUAAAAUUGCUCGUCCACAAGGAAAAAAUCAAGACUUCAAGUACUUAACUAGAUCCAAGCUCGAGGUCGUCAUGGAUGCAUUUCAAAAAGAGUUGAACGACAUCAAAGGAAAGCUGACCGGGUUUGACGAGAAGCUAGUGGGGUUCGAUGAGAAACUAACGGGCUUCGAUGAGAUGAAAAGCCAGCUCAACACAAUAGUGAGCAUAUUGUCCAGAAAAGGGAAGGAGGUUGCAACGAACGAGGAAGAAAUCGUAUUUGAUGACGACGAUCACUAUGAGCAACCUCAGGGAAACGUCUCAGGUAGUAAAUUCAUUCUCAUACCUUCGAAGAACACAGGCGAAAAAGGUGAUAUUGGGUCAUCAAAGCAUGACAAAUCCGGAGAACCCGAGAAGCAAGAGCAACAUAAAAUUGAAGCUAUGCUAGAAGAAAAAUUAGAACACAUGAAUGAACGAAUAAGAAGCAUAGAAGGAGUUGAGUCGUACGAGCCUAUGGAUGCAUCAAAACUAUGUCUGGUCCCAGAUGUCGUGAUUCCUCACAAAUUUCAAAUGCCAGAAUUUGAAAGAUACAAUGGCACCACUUGCCCAAAAAGUCAUCUGGUCAUGUACUGUAACAAAAUGGCCAACCAUAUUCGAGAUGAAAGACUAAUGGUACAUUGCUUCCAAAACAGCCUGAGUAGUUCUGCCCUACGAUGGUAUAUGCAACUAGAGAAAACAAAAGUGAGAAGAUGGCAAGACCUCGCAGAUGCAUUCAUGAGGCACUACAAGCAUAACCAGGAUCUGGCUCCAGACCGAGAAGAUCUGAGGAAUAUGGAAAAGAAUGAGAAAGAGUCUUUCAGAGAAUAUGCUCAAAGGUGGAGAGAGAAAGCUGCAGAUGUUCAACCUCCUCUAUCAGAAAAAGAGAUGGUGUCAAUCUUCUUCGGAACACUAAGGGCUCCAUACUACAACAACAUGGUCGGAAUUACCACAACCAACUUUGCGGAUCUGCUUGUAAUCGGAGAGCGAAUAGAAAAGGGUUUGAAGCAAGGUCGGAUGGAAACCCCAGAAGCCUCUAAGAAACCACACCAAGCCCGAAGAGGAGAAGCAGAUGUCCAUUAUGCUCAAACAGAAUUACCCAGAGGAAGAAGGUGGGAUCAUCAACCUCAAGCCAAUCAAGCCCAUCCAUGUGUUGCAAAUGCUGCAAUAAUUAAUCAACGUCCAAAUUUUCCUACUCAACGAGCCAUCCAGAGCCCGACACGAGUCGCACCACCACCAAAUAACCAAAACCAGAAUAAUUAUGAGAGGUUCAGGAAACCCAUCCAAAUCGAUCCUAUCCCUAUCACAUACACUGAACUUUUCCCUCAGCUAAUUCAAAGUGACCUAAUCUCCCCAAUACCAUGUGAACCUAUGAAACCUCCUUAUCCAAAUUGGUACAAAACAGACCAACAUUGUGCUUACCACUCGGGAGUAGCGGGACACUCGACUGAGGACUGCAGAUCGCUCAAGAUCAAGGUCCAACAAAUGAUGAAUACUGGCUGGUUAAAAUUCGAAGAUGAGCCAAAGCGUCCAGAUGUCAACAAUAACCCACUGCCAACUCAUGGGAAUUAGUAGACAUACUACAAGGCAAAGCUCGAUUUAAGGAUGAUGUUGAUCCUACCUAGUAAAUAAAAUAUCGAGAUAAUUUGCCUUAGCAAAAUAUGUAUCACUUCUGCUUUUAUCAUAAUAAAUAAAAGGUCUCUCACGUUUCGACCUCUUUGGAGCAUUGUGUGACCACUAUCAAUCUAAAUUUAAGAGUUUGCAUCAAUGUUUUUAUCAAAAUAACGAAUGCCACUUCGGAUUCUUUUUUUAAAACAGAUUUAUUUUCUCAAACAUGAAAGCCAUCAAAAUCCAGUUUUAUUUUCAAGCUAAGCCAUGAGAUUUUCAUGCAAAGAAAAUGUGAGCACCCCACUGGUGCUGAGAUUUGGGACACCCCACUGGUGUCGAGCGAUUAUAAACACCAUGCUACCAUCGAUAAAUUUAGCACCCACUG
Molecule: messenger RNA, 11348 nt
Organism: Linum trigynum
Lineage: Eukaryota; Viridiplantae; Streptophyta; Magnoliopsida; Malpighiales; Linaceae
Source: the annotation of a GenBank genome assembly